Gossypium raimondii (Peruvian cotton) is the source of this 1428-nucleotide messenger RNA. RefSeq lists its product as uncharacterized. The transcript has a single exon. Bases 62 to 1315 code for a protein of 417 amino acids. The record is from RefSeq and is a predicted model, not a curated record. Lineage: Eukaryota; Viridiplantae; Streptophyta; Magnoliopsida; Malvales; Malvaceae.
CCACAUCGACUAAAACAAUCACAAGUUCAUUUCAGUCAACCUUUGUUUUUUUCAAGCUCCAAUGGCAUCUUCUUCGCCCUCUCAAUACCUUGAAUCCCUCUUAGACACCGUACGUCCAUUCCUUCGAGGCGAUCUCGAAUCCGUAGAUGGAAACUUACCUUCGUUUCUCGCCGUCUUACGUUCUGCCGGCGCCGGCGAGUGUUCCCACCAACACGGCAGCUUUUUACAGCAUUUGCUCGACGUAUAUCGCAUCCUAAAGAUAUGGAAAGCACCUCGCAGUGUUUGCCUUUGCGGCCUCUUCCACGGGGCUUACUCCAACGCCUAUGUGAACCUCGCUAUCUUCGAUGCCUCGACCAGCCGCGACGUCGUUCGAGGCCAUGUCGGCGAGGUCGUGGAGCGGUUGAUUCACUUGUUUCGUGUUAUCCCUCGACAAAAAUUUAUCCAUGAUGAUCUUUUGUUCAAGUACACAGAUUCUGAACUAGUCGAACACCUUAAAGCAUCCGAGAUUUCGUUGAAGAACGCAAAGGAAAAGGGUUUGUUCGAUAAAGAUGAACUAUGGAGGAAGAAACUUGAAGCACUUGUGCCUAAGAAUGGGAUUGUGAUGAAGAUCAUAAAGAGUGGUGAAGAAGUUUUGGUUGCCAGAGAAGUGAUGUGUGUUUUUCUUUUGAUGAGCAUGGCGGAUUACAGUGAGCAAUUCUUUGGUUACCAUGAUCAGUUGUUUGAUAACUUUGAUGGGAAGUUCAGGUUUUUAGGGGACAACUAUGAUGCUUUGUUGCCUGGUGAUGGCAAGCCGGGACUGUGGAUGAGCUCGAUAUCGAAAAUGGGUGCUACUUAUACUCUAAUUCUUCGAGACGAGGCUAUAAUUUUGGAAGAGAAAAAAAGGGUUAAUGGUGAAAACAUUGAGGAAGUCAUUGAUGAGGGUCUUGACCUAGUGGUGCCACCAGUUUUUGACAACUGCACUAAGGUAUUGGGUGCUAAAGAGCAAGUGGAGGCAAGGGACUUGUAUUGGGAAGCCAUUUGUGGUGGGGGUGGAAGAGCUGAGGAGUUGUUGUUAGGGUGCUGUGAGAGGAACCCAUUUGUGGGUGAGCCACAUGUGGUGUUGGCUCAGGUUUAUUUGAACCAAGGGAGAUUUGAGGAGGCUGAAAAAGAGGCAGAGAGAGGGGUGACAUUGAUGUUGGAAUGGGGAAGUCCUUGGGACAAUAGAAUGUCAUGGGAAGGAUGGGUUGCUUGGGGUAGAGUUUUGUUGCUUAGGGCCAAGGAAAAAUCUUGGCCCCAUAGUGCUUGGGGUGUUCUCAGUCUUGGGCUUGUGAGGUAACUAGCAAUUGCAUAUUUCAGGCUUUCUUCUUCUUUCUUUGUAGUUACUUUAAACUCUAUCUCGUAAAUUGUAGAUUUGGUUAUUAUAAUUUAAUUUGAUUAAUUUUAAUUUUA